Messenger RNA from Triplophysa dalaica, 902 nucleotides. RefSeq names its product natural killer cell receptor 2B4-like. The transcript is spliced from 3 exons. The record is from RefSeq and is a predicted model, not a curated record. The coding region runs from base 1 to 717 and encodes 238 amino acids. Lineage: Eukaryota; Metazoa; Chordata; Actinopteri; Cypriniformes; Nemacheilidae.
AUGCCGUCUACAGGUUUACUUAAGAUUAAUUUGUGUGAAAACAUCUCUGUGACUGCAGGUGUGUUUACAGAUGAAGUGAAGUCAGUGUCAGUGAUGGAGGGAGAUUCUGUUACUCUACACAUUGAUCUUACUCGUAUACAGAAAAGUGAUGUGAUUGUGUGGAACUUUGGCUCUCAAGAUUCUCAUAUAGCUAAAAUCAGCAGAGAAGCCAACAAAGUCUCAGUAUAUGAGGAUGUUCAUUAUGGGAUGUUCAGAGACAGACUGCAGGUGGAUGUUCAGACUGGAUCUCUCACCAUCACAAACAUCACAACUCAACACUCUGGACUUUAUCACAUAACCAUCAGCGGCCAAAAAAAGACGUCAUACACAUUCAACAUCACUGUCUAUACUCAUCUUCCUGUUCCUGACAUCAGCAGUUACUGUCCAAAAAACUCACCAUCAUCCUCAAGCUCAAAUUGUUCUGUGUUGUGUUCAGUGAUGAAUGUGACAAAUGUGAGUCUCUCCUGGUACAAAGGAAAGAGUUUAUUGUCCAGCAUCAGUGUGUCUGAUCUCAACAUCAGACUCUCUCUACCUCUGGAGGUGGAAUAUCAGGAUACAAACACAUACAGAUGUGUCAUCAACAAUCCCAUCACUAACCAGACUACACAUCUAGACAUCAAUCAACACUGUCAGCCGUGUUCAGGCGAGUCACAUGUGAUGUUUGUGUUUAUUCAAUAGCAGUUUUUCUGAGAUCAAACAGACUGAUUUAGUUACAGUAUACUGACUCUUAUUAUUCAUUACAGCUCCAACCUCUAAUCAUAAAGUUGUGAUCUGUUGUGUUGUUGGAUCUCUGAUGAUUGUUACUGCACUUCUGAUCUUCUGCAUCUGCAAGAAACACAAAAACACACAACAGAAAGGCAAGU